AUGGCCAUCCUCGCAAAGGUUUCUUCAAUGGCUUGCUUCCUCAUCGCCUGCCUCUUCUUCUCCUCCGUUAUCCAGGCCCUCCCCGUCCCUGGCUCCGACACUCCAUCCGGAGUCUCCUCCAUUGCACUGGCAGCACGCUCACCGCGCGAAAUCCCCAACAGCGACGAAGAAAAAGGUCUACUGAAUGGCCUGCUCGAAGCCAUCGGCCUCCCCAACCUUUCCAAACUCACCCACUGGAAAGACAUCGCCGAGCCACAAAGCUCCCAUCCCGAAGACACAGAUGACACCGAUGAUUCAGAUGUCGACUCCAGCGACGCAAACGCCCCGACCAAGUCCGACUCAGACACCGAUGAUUCAGACUCCGACUCGGACCCCCACGCGCACGCCCACUCCUUCAUCCCGGAUCACUACAAGAACUUCAAGGACAACUGGACCCCGGCCAUCGACGACGGCAACAGCCUCACCCCGACAGUGGACUCCAAUGGGGACGAUAUUGAGAGCGACGAAGACUUUGACAACGUCAACAACGGCUUGCUCUCCCCGCCGACUUCCACACCCUCCAACAAGAAUGAUGACCUCCCCAAGCCCACCGAAGACCCCAAGGGGUUCAUCAGCUCGCUCACGCAACGGCUCGAGGAUGCUUUGAAGGCUGCGUUUGACAGUCGAGAUGAGUUGACUCUAUAAACGGGUCAGCAUCAGAUCGCUUUGGUUUCUGACAAUUUGGACGGAGUUUAAGAAUAGCUUGUUUAUUUUCUUGCUUGAUUUGACUUUUUUGUCUCCCUCUUCUGGUUCCACCGAUGUUUUGGGAUAUUUUGAUAUAUUAGGGCUGUGGAGUUUUGGGUAUCCGGGCAGGCGCUUCAGUUUUUUUUUUUUUUUUGGAACGGUUACGGG
Molecule: messenger RNA, 891 nt
Organism: Aspergillus uvarum CBS 121591
Lineage: Eukaryota; Fungi; Ascomycota; Eurotiomycetes; Eurotiales; Aspergillaceae
Exons: 2
Coding region: 1-684 (227 amino acids)
Source: RefSeq, a predicted model, not a curated record